Molecule: messenger RNA, 6489 nt
Organism: Patella vulgata (common limpet)
Lineage: Eukaryota; Metazoa; Mollusca; Gastropoda; Patellidae
Product: coiled-coil domain-containing protein 18
Exons: 30
Coding region: 245-4975 (1576 amino acids)
Source: RefSeq, a predicted model, not a curated record
UCUUUAAAACAAUUUGAUGAAUAUCAGAACGUUUUUAUUUGGUCACUUUUCAACCGUUUUAAAGAUUACAGCAUUGAUAUUUACUAUUUUUAAUGAGUUUUAAUUUGUAAAUCGUUGGCCGAUUAAUAAUUGUGUUGACAAUUUCUCAAACUUCGUGCACGUUGCGGCUUGUUUGAAUUGAUCUAUAAAUAGCUUUUGGUUGUCAAAAUGAAAUAAGUCGGUUUACUGAAUAAAAUAUCUUGAGAUGCAGGAUCAAACAGGCCCACUCACAUUGAUGAGAAAUGUGCAAGAUCUGAGACAACGAUUAGCUGAAACGGAAAAUAAUCUGAAAAAAAUAAAGAGACUUGAAAAAGUGGAGUUGGAUGAGGCAGAGUCAGUUGCAUCUUCAAACAAUGAGGACUGCAUUAGAAGACGCGUUCAAAGAUUAGAAAAGAGAUUUGAUGUAAAUAACUACCCUGCAGCCAUGAAUAGAGAUGGAGUACUUCAUGCAUCAUUACUACAACGUGAUAGUGGGACAAUUGCUGAUGAUUUUCUAGACCGAGAGAGUGUUCGGUCAGGUCUGAGUACUGUACCUGAUUCUUACACUGGUUUCACUAACAGACAGUUUCCUUCUAGUACACCAAAUACCCAACGUGCUACUACUGCUAGAGGACAGAUUGAGGGACACUAUGAUUCAGAAGAUAGUAAUUUUGACAGAGGUAGAUUAGACACUAAAACCAGAGAAAACAAAGAUAAAGUUGUGCGUCAAAAUCAGCGUUUACUAGCUGAGGUUGAAAAAUUAGCUUAUGAAUUACAAUCUGCUAAUUGUAAGAUUCGAGAGUUAACUAGAGAAUUAAAGUCUGGUCAACAAUCAAUACCUGAACUAGAAGAUAAAAUAAUUGGACAACAGUCAGAAAUAGAUGCUUUAGAAAAGGCUUUAAGGAAAGCUGAAGAAAAUUGUGAUGAAAAUCAGAGACAGGUGGCUAGUGUUGAAAAACAUGUCGGUAAUUAUAGAGAUGAGGUUGACGAAUUACGAUUACAGUUAAAUAAAGAACGAAAAUCCCGAAAAUAUAUUGAGACCCAGAGAGAUGAAGCUUUACAGAAUUUUCUCGAAACUCAGGAAUCAUUGGAAGAAUAUCAGAAGAAAAUGAGAUUAAAGGUUAAAAAACAAGAAGAAGGUGAAGAUUAUAUAAGAGAUAUGUUAGAUCAAGUUAAUAAUGAACGUGAUGAUUUAUUAGAACAAUUAGCUACCAUGACAUCUACUCUACAAGAUCAUGAAGAAGAAAUAAGACGACUACAAACUCUAGAAGAAGUUGAAUCAGAAACAAAAACAGAAAUGGAGGAAGAAAAUACAGAACUCAGAAAACAGAUUGCAAAAUUAUCUUCAAAAAUCAAUAAGUUACAAGGUGAAGGCAAUAAUUAUGACACUCUUCAGAGAGAAAACUCCAGAUUAAAAGAUCACAUGGAGCAUCAGGAAAGACAACUCUUACAAUUACAGCAAGAAGUUGAAGAAAGUCGAACCAUGUUAGUUCAAUUAGAACAACUAGCUGAUACCGUUCAACAAGGUGCUUCAGGGAGAGAUUAUUCAGGAACGAAUGAUAGUGGUUUAUCUAGUUUACAUCAACAUAGUAAUUCACAUAGAAACAGUGGACCAACUGUUAGCUUCUCUAAAAGUCUUACUGAACAAAAACAAACAUCAUCUAGACCAGCUAAAUCUAUUGUAUCUGAAUUAAGAGUAAAGUUGGCAAUGAAAGACUCGGAAAUACAGCGUCUUCAGGCAUUAUUAUAUGAACAUGAAUCUAAUAACAAUACCAGCAUUAUACACAGUCUUAAAACAGAAAUAAAUCAUAUGACAGAGAAACAAAAAGAAGGAGUUCAGAAAAGCCGAGAACUAGAGUCAAUUAUAACCCAGCUGGAGACAGAUAAUACUAGAUUACGUGAACAGGUUACAGAUCUACGCCGUGACAUGUCAGAUAGAGAAGGUUUUAACAUGUCACUUGACACGAGGCUGGCACAACGUAAUUCACAAAUUAUAGAACUACAAGAAGAUAUCAAUAAAAAAUGUAAUGAUAUCAGCCAGCUAGAGAGGGAGCUUCGUAAAAAGAAUUCUCAAGUAACAAGUGUACAGGAACAGCUAGAUGAGAAGUUAAGAGAAUAUUCAUCUCAUAUUGCGAGAUCCAAACAGUUAGAGGAAGAGAUAAUUAGUCGGGAUGAGGAGAUCACAUCGCUACAAGCAGAGGUGCAAACAGUACAAACAGAUGUGCAGAAACUUCGUAAAGCAUCUGAAACUGCCAAACAAACUCAUAAAAACCAGUGUUCAGAAUAUGAGAAACAAAUAGAAAUGUUACAAGAUGACAAUGAGAGAAAAACAAGUCAGGUUAAAAUAUCAGAAAAACAAGUGAAAAAAUUACAAGAUGAAGUCAACUUUAAAACACAGUCACUUGAUGAAAUGGAGAGACAGUUAGAAGAUCUAAAAGAAGAAAUGUCUGGAAAAACAAGACAAAAUCAGUCAGCUUUUCAUAGACUGGAAAAACAAACAGAAGAGCGUGAAGCCAAGAUAAGUCAGUUGGAAUCCACCUUACUAUUAUGUAAAGAUGAAAUCAGCAGUUACAUAGCAACAUUGGAUGACUCUAAGCGUGCCUUCGAAAGAGAACUGUCCAAGAAAAAAGAAGUGAUAUCAGAUCUAGAGAUUCAGUUACAAGAGAUGAAAUAUGAAGUAGAUGAUAAAAGACGAGAGAACGUAGAAUAUGAAAGGAGUAUACUAGAAAGACAGACCAUGUUACAACAACAAUCUGUUAGAAUAGCAGAACUAGAAGAUAAUCAAACUGAUUUACACAGACAGGUUGCCAGAUUAGAACAGGAAUUAUUGAAGACUCGUUGUUCAAAUAAAACAGAGAUUGAAGAAUUAGAGAGGAAAUUACAUCAAGCUUGUCUUGAUUUAGAACAAAAAACGAAAGAUGUCAAUGAUCAUUUACAUGUCAUCAGGGAUUAUCAGGAAGAGAAAAAAGAAUUGACAUCUGAACUGCAAACAGCAGAAGAGAAACUGGAAGAAGAGCAGAAAGCUAAUAGAGCAUCUGGUCCAAAGAUAAGCAGAUUAGAGAAAGAAGUGAGAGAUUUACGUGUUCAACUUGAACAGAAAAUAGAAAUAAUUUCUGAUUUUGAAGAACAAAGGAAGAUGAGAGAAGAAGAUAUGAGUCAACAACUUGGACUCGUUUCUAAUUUGGAUUCUCAUAUUCUGAAACUAAAGGCUGAUAUACACAAAACAGAAGACAGUAAAGCAGAAUUAGAAAGACAGUUACAGAAAAUGAAAUACGAAGCUCAGGCUAAAUCACAGUUACUGGAUGAUACACAAGAUAUGCUGAGUAAAACAGAGAAUGAAUUAGGGGAAAGGAAUAUAGAAGUGGAUGAAUUAAGACAAUCUCUAGAUGAAAGACAGAAAGAACUGGAUGAACGCGUUCAACAGUUGAAUACAUUGAGUUGUACUAUAAAAGAUACACAUGAGGAAAUGGAGAAGAGAAUGGGAAAAUUAAACGAUACAUUACAUAAAUAUGAAAUAGAAAUAAAAGACAGAACGAAACAAAUUGCAGAUUUAGAUGAUACAUUACACCAGACACGUAGUCAAUUACAGGAAACUACGUUAAACUGGAAACAAGCAGAUCAACAGGCACAACGACAACAGAUUGAAUUACAAGCGACGUCAGCUAAACUAUCAGAACUACAAAAGAUGACUGAAAGACAGAAACACAGAUUGGAAGAGCAAAAAGAAGAGAAUGUUGACAUUACACAGGAGCUUAGAUUAACCAGGGAACAGUUACAACAGCAGCAUGGUGAAUUAAUGUUGACCAGACGUGAAUUAGCUCAAGCAAAUCGUGAACAAGAAAGGUUAAUGCGAGAACUAGAAGAUACUAAUGUAGCAUCACAGAACCAAGAGUCUGAUACUGUGAGAUUAGCAGAAGAACUGGGAACAGCGAGAGCUCGAGAAGCUUGGGCUGAGACUAAGUUAACAGCAGAAGUGCAACAACUAACUGGUGAAUUAGAUGAUGCUCGAUUUCAACUAGAGAAGGAGGUAUCCAAAGGGAAAGAUUCUGAAAAAGAAAUAAAGUCUUUAAGAAAUCAGCUAAAAGAAGCUGUUGAAAGUAAAAGGAGAGAAGUAAGUGAACUGGAUGAAGACUAUAAAGAUCAGUUAAUUAAAGCUCAUGAUGAACUAGAUUGUCUACAGAAUGAAUUAUUGACACGCAAACAAGUUAUAGAUGUAGCCAAUGAAACUAUAGUUAUAAAGGAAGCUGAAAUAACUCGUCUACAGACUCGAAUAUCUGGGUAUGAACGAGCUGCAUUAUCUCAAGUUUUGGAACCAAAAGAAACAGUGAAACCAAAAGCUAAGUAUCCCACAUCAGUCAUUUCCAGUAACCAACAACAACAAGGGCAAAUUACUCUGACACAAACAGAACCAGAAAGACUCACAAAUCAAAAUGGACAAAGUGAAAGUGAAACAGGACAUAAUGGACGUGCUAUGUUUCAAACUCAAAAUUUUCAUCAAAAACAGUUUUAUAUAGAAGGAUUAAGUGAAAUUUCCGGUGAAAAUAUUCUACCUCCCCAUAUUGCAAUGAACAGAGAAAAUCCCAGUUUUCAAACUUUGUCAAAUAGUUUAGAGCAAAGGCCACCAGUCAGAGUAUUAAAUUUUGAUGGUGAACAAACUACGAACCAUUCACAGGCAUUGUUACAAAUGAGUAAUGGAUCAAUGAUACUACCUCAUCCUAGCAACAGAAUACCAGAGUCUGGUGAAUAUCCUUAUAUUCAUUGUGAUCCAGUUACUGCAGUAGGUGUUUAUCAAACCACAGAAGAUGAUCUAACAUUGAGUCCAGAAAAUUGCUAUCAAGAUAUUAGAGAAAGAUUACGAUGUAAUGCUUUACGCCAACAGAUGAUUGAACAUGAAUUAAAGAUGAUGGAUAGUGAAGAAAAUGUUGACAUGGAUUUAGACAAGUCUACAACUGUUUAAUAUAAUAUCUUGUAUAGUACAGCAGCACCUUACUAUAGGUGGACAGUUUCAGUGGUAGUCAAGGGUCAGAAUUCAGCUUUUCUCAAUCGCUCCAUUUACUACAAUGAACCUUGAUCUGGAUAUGAGGUCCCAUGUGUAUACAGUGUCAAAAGUUUUAGGGACAUUUAUGUACAUAUUACUAUUGGUUGAGAGGAAAAAUGAAUUUCACCUCAUAUUUGAAGUAUGCAGAAUAAUGGAGCAAGACAACAAUUGCCAUAAGUAAUUGUGUGAACUGUAUACCCACCCAAAUAGCCAGACAGCUGGCAUAAGGCUAUUUUGUCCAGAUCACUAUACACUAAGUCGAUGUGAAAGAGAUCAACAAAACGUUCACCAACUAAAUUUAGCAAAAAAGUCAAGAGAUAUAAACUUAGAUAGACCUACUGCUUAAAAUAAGCCAUGAAAGGAACAGUCAAAUUUUUCUUUACAGGUGUCUUUUAUUUGUAUAAUAAUAAUAAUAGACAAUGUCAGAGAUAAUAACCCAUACAUUUUGAUUUAGUAUAAUUUGAUGCCUUAUUCAAGCCAUAUUCAAAAGUAAAAUUUUACAAAAGAUAUAUUGAUAUAAAGUCUUUAAAUUGAAACAAAUUAAAGUGGAUUAUUAAUAUUAUUGGUAAUAUCUGUGUCAUGUUCAUUAAAUUAUAUAGUCUAAUGGCACUAUAUAGUGAGUGAUAAACUAGUCAGUCAAAAUUUAAUUUAAUUGAUCAGCAACCAAAUAGAAAUCCUAUGGCAUUGAAAUUAGAGCAAUCAGUCAGUCUUAAGAUUGGUAGGUAUUCAUGUUACUUGGUAUAUAUAUAUUGCUCAGCUUUAAAAUGCAAAUACAAUGUAGGUAGUAACAUACAUCUGAAAGAUAUCCAGUAUUAGUUUGCUGAUACAGUCAAUGUCAGUGCAUGUGUACGGCCUGUUUCCCAUGUACACAUUUUUGCAGAGUUUCCGUGGGCGUUUUCACCGGUCUAAUAUGUAAUGGGACCAUUUCCAUGUAAACGGCAAAAUGCGCACAUAGAAAACAGGCUUAAUUGUACAAAUCAUGAUUUUAUUGAGAAUAUUUAAAGUCUGUAUUAUUAUUUAUAUUAUAUUAAAUGAUAUGUUUACUUUUCAAUUAUUUUUUCAUGAUAAAGAAAGAAUACUGUUUUGGUAUGUGGGUAUAUAGCUUUCAAAAAAUUUAUUUGUAGAAUUCAUACAGUUUUAUAAGGAUAAGAACACUAGAAUUGGAUAUUAUGAAUGGUCUGAUUAUAAAUCAUAACAACUGAUGUCUCACCAUAAGUAUUUAUGCAAAUAUUCCUUUAUACGGUCCAGCAUUAAAUAUUCCAGUCAUAUUUUGAAUCAAAGAAAAUGGAACAACUAUUCAGUAUUGAAGUGAUUAUAUACUAUUUAGAUAAAUAUUAUCUUAUCAAAAAUUAAAUGUGCUGAAAUAUAUUGUAUAUUUAUAUAAUUGAUGUGUGUGUAUAUAUAUAUGUUAUUUAUUUCAUGUAAAUAAAAUU